Mycotypha africana is the source of this 1915-nucleotide messenger RNA. RefSeq names its product heat shock protein 70 family. NCBI's taxonomy places the organism in Eukaryota, Fungi, Mucoromycota, Mucoromycetes, Mucorales, Mycotyphaceae. The coding region runs from base 69 to 1706 and encodes 545 amino acids. The record is from RefSeq and is a predicted model, not a curated record. Gene Ontology annotation, molecular function: ATP-dependent protein folding chaperone; ATP binding. The transcript has 4 exons. Gene Ontology annotation, biological process: protein folding. Gene Ontology annotation, cellular component: nucleus; cytosol.
UCUUUGGAUUUUUUCACUUCCCUGUUUGUUUUUACUGGUUUAUCUGUCACCUUUCUUUUAUUACCGAAAUGAACGAUUCUAAUACUAUUAUUGGUAUCAACUUUGGUACUGCAUAUACCUCUAUUGCCUACCUUAAUAAGGAAGGUCGCGCUGAUUGUCUUGCUAAUGAAGAAGGUGAUAGACAAAUCGCCUCUGCUCUUGCUUUUCAUGGUGAUGAAGAAGUUAUCGGUUCUCAGGCCAAAUCUGACAUUCCUCGUCAUCCUAACCAAACCAUUGCCAACUUCCGUGCUAACCUUGGAAAGAGCUUUGCCGAUGCCGAAAACUUGACAGGUUCAGCUGCUCCUGUCGUUGAUAAGGAUGGCGUCCCAGCUUACAAUAUCGAAUUACCCUCUGGUAAGACAACUCUUUCUGCUAAGGAAGUUACCUCUAAAUUUUUGCGCCAUAUUCGUGAAUCUGCCGAAGCUUUUCUUGGUACCAAUGUCACUGGUGCAGUCAUGGCUGUUCCUUCCUACUAUACCGAAAAGCAACGUGAAGAAUUAGUGUCUGCUGCUGAUGCUGCUAGUAUUAAAGUGAUUCAACUUGUACACGAAUCUGCCGCCGCUGCCCUUGCCUACGACAUCGGCCAAAGUGCUUCUACUAAGGAUCCUCAGGAUGAAUUAGUUGUUGUUUGCGAUUUGGGUGGUCACUCUUUCGACGUUUCUGUUUUAGCUGUUCGCUCCGGUAUGUACACAAUUUUGGCUAAUGCCCAUAAUACCAAGGUGGGAGGUGCUUCCUUUGACGAUAACUUGAUCAAGCACUUCACUUCUGAAUUCCAAAAGAAGGCUAAGAUCGAUAUUGCUGACAAUAAGAAAGCUUUGGCUAAGCUUCGCAAUGCUGUUGAAGUGACCAAGAAGAUGUUGUCUCGUAACAACUCUGCUCCUUGUUUCGUAGAAUCUUUGGCCGAAGGUGUCGAUUUCCACAGCACAGUCAACCGUAUGCGUUUCGAGCUUUUGAACAAAAAUGUCUUCUCUGAACUUCAAACUGUCAUCCAUCAAGUUUUGGAAAAGUCUGAUUUGGAUGCUUCUGAAAUUAAUAAGGUUCUCCUUGUCGGUGGUGCUGCUCGUAUUCCCAAGUUCGCUGUCAAGGUUCGUGAAGUUUUCACCAACGAACAAACCCAAGUUUUGAAUGAGCUUGAAGCUGAUGAAGUUGUCGCUCGUGGCUGUGCAAUUCAAGGCUCUUUAAUUUCUGGUUUCGAGAAGGAAGAUAUUGAAGCCGCUAUUCAUCCUGUCGUCACAUUAGCUCCCAAUACAACCAAGGCUAUUGGCAUUCUUAAUGCAAAUGGCGACUUCGUUCCUGUCAUUCCUCGUGGCACUGCCUUGCCUACUCGUCGUGUCUUUGAAUUCUCUAACUCCGAAGAUAAUCAAAGCAAUGCCUACGUUGCAUUAUACGAAGGUGAUCAUACAAUUGAAAAAGAAGAGAUCAAGCACGAACCUGUCCAACUUGAAGAUGAUGAAGAACCUUAUGAAGAGGAACCCGAAAUUGUCACCAAGGUCGUUAACAAACCUGCCACUAAAUUGAUUGAAGCUUGUCUUCCUCUUGAAAAGGCAACUAAAGCCAAGAGCAGCAAGAUUGAAGUACAAAUUACCGUUGACGCUCAAGCCAAUGUUACUUUGGUUAUGCGCGAAAAGAAUGGCUCCAAGGUGGUUAAGGUUGAAGCCAAGAAAUAAAUUGUAUGAGUUUCUCAUUCUGUCUUAUCCUCUAUUUUUCUUUUAUCUCAAUCCAUCAUCAUUAUGAUUAUAUUUUUUAUUUCUUUUUACACAUGCAGCACUCCAUCUGUAAUUUUUGCACAACUCGAUAUACACUGUACUCUCCCCUUUACACGCGUCAUAAUGUAAAAAGAGAUAAACCUAUAGAGUUUUUUAUAAAACACAUGUCA